Molecule: messenger RNA, 981 nt
Organism: Capsicum annuum
Lineage: Eukaryota; Viridiplantae; Streptophyta; Magnoliopsida; Solanales; Solanaceae
Product: kaempferol 3-O-beta-D-galactosyltransferase-like
Exons: 2
Coding region: 1-789 (262 amino acids)
Molecular function (GO): UDP-glycosyltransferase activity
Source: RefSeq, a predicted model, not a curated record
AUGGUGAAGAUAUAUCGUCCGUCAUACUUUAGACGCAUCUCUAUUCACCAAACAUUACCAAAAGGAACAGCCUUACCAAUAAAUUCAUUUGAAGAAUUGGACCCUCCAAUUGUCCAAUAUCUCAAAUCCGAAUUCAACAAUUUUCUCAAUGUUGUACCUUUUAAAUUAACUUCACCACCACCCUUAGCAAAUGUUAUAGACAAAAAUUGUUGUAUUGAGUGGUUAGAUAAUCAAGAACCAAAUUCUGUGGCAUAUAUUGAAUUUGGAACUGUUGCAACACCACCACCUAAUGAGUUAAGAGCUAUGGCUGAAACACUUGAAGAAAGAAAAAUACCAUUUCUUUGGUCAAUUAAAGAGAAAUUUAUGUCACAUUUUCCAAAUGGAUUCUUGGAAAACGCAAGGAUGUUUGGUAAAAUUGUGCCAUGGGCACCACAAGUACAAGUUCUUGAACAUAAAUCGUUUGGCGUUUUUAUAAAUCAUUCUGGAUGGAAUUCGGUUCUGGAGAGCAUAGCUUCUGGCGUGCCUCUAAUUUGUAUGCCGCUUUUCGGAGAUCAUCAUUUGAAUUCUUCGAUGGUUGAGAAAGUUUGGAAAAUUGGAGUGAAAAUUGAAGGUGGGUUUUUUACUAAAAGUGGAACAAUUGUUGCACUCGACUUUGUUUUGUCCAAAAUUAAAGAAGAAUUGAAGAAACAAAUUGGAAUGUACAAAGAACUUGUUCACAAGGCUGUUGGACCAAAUGGGAGUUCAACACAAAAUUUCAAGAAAUUGGUUGAGAUUAUCACCUCUUGUUAGUGAAAUUAUGAUCCCCUUGAAUGGGGUUUCAAUGAGUUAUUACUAUGUAUUUUAAUUUGUAGUAAAUUAAUUAAAUCCAUUUCAAUUAUGUAAUAUAUUAUCUUGAGUUGAUCCUCAGUGCCUGUCCAUGUCACACUUGUAUUCAAAUUGUUACUCAAGAUUUUCUGGUUAUACAAAGGGAAUUCAAUGAUA